Messenger RNA from Gloeophyllum trabeum ATCC 11539, 1061 nucleotides. RefSeq lists its product as uncharacterized. The coding region runs from base 105 to 887 and encodes 260 amino acids. The record is from RefSeq and is a predicted model, not a curated record. Gene Ontology annotation, molecular function: acetate transmembrane transporter activity. NCBI's taxonomy places the organism in Eukaryota, Fungi, Basidiomycota, Agaricomycetes, Gloeophyllales, Gloeophyllaceae. The transcript is spliced from 5 exons. Gene Ontology annotation, cellular component: plasma membrane.
GUCCCGUCCCCGCUUCAUCUUUACCUGCCUCCCUGCCGAGGGACCCGUCGCUGCCCACCACGGCCUCGUAUACGCCCUCCAUCACAGAGUCCGUCCGCAAAAGCAUGUCGACGACGCACCACCACGACCUCGAGAAGGGCGACGGCCCCCGCCAGGUCGCCUUCGAGGACGCGAAGACCGCGCCCCCGCCCAUCAUCAACGGCAUCCAGGGCAUCCCCGGCGCCCCCAGCCAAGCCCAGGGCGGCAUCCCCGCGACCAUCAACAUCACGCCCUCCGACUUCAACGGCAACCCGAACCGGCCCAUCGCUAACCCGGGUCCAUUGGGCCUGUUCUCCUUCGCGUCGACCACGUUCAUCCUCUCCCUCAUCAACAUCCAGACUCGGGGGAUCAACACCCCUAAUGUCGUCGUCGGCAUGGCCAUCUUCGGCGGUGGCCUCGCCCAACUCCUCGCAGGCAUGUGGGAGUUUGCGGCCGGCAACACGUUCGGCGCAACAGCAUUCUCCUCCUAUGGCGCGUUCUGGUUGUCGUAUGCGGCGAUCCUACUGCCCGCGACAGGUAUCGCGUCAGCGUACGGCGAUGACAAGACGGAACUGGACAAUGCCAUCGGCAUCUACCUGAUCGCCUGGUUCAUGUUCACGUUCCUGAUGCUACUCGGCGCUCUGCGCAAGAGCUGGGCGAUGAUCAUCCUAUUAUCGUGUCUGACGAUUACGUUCAUCCUUCUGGCAGCUGCCAACUUCACGGCGUCGUUAUCGACGCAAAAGGCGGGUGGCGUGAUGGGCGCGAUCACGGCGUUCGUCGCGUACUACAUGGCGCUCGCGGAGAUGCUCACGCGGCGCGAUGCCUACUUUAUGCUCCCGCUCGGCGAGGUCCCCAAGCGUCUUGACUGAAUGCGGUUGGGAGGAUGUUGGGUGCAGGGUGGAUGCUGCCGAUCUUGAUAUCGAUACCCUGAGCGAGAGUAAUUAUUGUACGACUAUAUGGUACUUACGAGCGGGGGUGGCGAUUGUUGUCUGAUGUCGUUCCGUAGUUCCUCGUAUAAUGCAUCAUUCGAUGAUCUUGCUGUG